Messenger RNA from Closterium sp. NIES-67, 2855 nucleotides. NCBI's taxonomy places the organism in Eukaryota, Viridiplantae, Streptophyta, Zygnematophyceae, Desmidiales, Closteriaceae. The record is from the annotation of a GenBank genome assembly.
AAUCAUAGUGACUCUGAGGACUGUCAACUUCUCCUAGGGCAGAUUACCCCCCAGUGCGCCAAACGCCAUAGCUCACUCGUUUAGCUACGGAAUCGAGUGAUUCAACUUUCAGUGGAAAGCUGACACUGCCAGCUACAACAUAUCCGAUUUUCAGAUCGUUUCACCGAUUGGAGUUUUUGAUAUAGCUAUUCGAAGGUCGCGAGUUUUCUGGGCGUCAUAACGAAGUGCUGCAGAAAUUUCCAAGGAGCCAUUGAAUCAUCUGCUUAUAGCCUUCUCUAACCAACAAGUGGUAUCAGAGCCUAUUAUCACGCAUUUGGGACCUAAAAUACGAUGGGAGAUAAAGAGGACUCUGGUGGAGGUGAUACUUCAGUCCAAGGAGGCAGCUCAACCCAAGAUUCUGGCAUUGCAGCGCAAAGGGGAGCGCGUACAAGCCAGGGGUCACUGCUUAAGGAGGUGCUGAAGAACUUCACCAUUGAGAAGUUCUCUGGAGAUGGCUAUGAUGAUUGGGCAUGGAAGAUGCAGCUCUACUUUCGACAAAUUGGCCUCUUGAAGCUCAUGAUUGGAACGGAGCCAAGGCCAAAGGAAAUGGCAGAGCAAGCGGACUGGGAUGAACGUUCAUCUGCUGGGUACUAUCUACUGUCACAAAGCUUGGAGCUGAACCAGAGGCAUCACAUCAUGCAUCUGCUACCGGAAAUUGAUUGUGGGCCCAAGGCAUGGGCAGUGCUCAAGGACCUGCACGCUCCGACAUCGGUUGCCGCUUCUCUCAUGCUGGAUCGGGAGCUGUCCAUGCUGCGGUUGAGCGAGAAUGAAGCUGUGCAGCCCGUACUGGACAAGAUGAGGGAACUCUACGCGAAAUUGGCGAUUGCAGGCAUCACGUACCCAGAGCAGACAAAGUGUCUCAAGAUGCUCAGCCUGCUGCCGGAGUCUUGGCUGCAAUUUAUAAGCGGACUCAGCUUGCCACAAAACCAAAGUCAAUGGACAUUGGAGUGGAUUCGCACCAAGAUUCUGGAAGAAGAUUUUCGUCGCUAUACACUGCGCGGAGGUGAUGACAGCACCAGCGGCUAUGCCAUGCAAGGGACAUGGAGGGAUCGAGGGCGUGGCAAUCGCGGUCGCUCUUACCACAGCCAAGGUGGUCGCGGGACUUGGAACCAGCGGGGGCGUGGUGGCGCUGGUGCAAGAGGAAGAGGUGGUCACUCCAACAAUGACAACAGUGAACCACGCUUGAGGGGAGAGUGCUGGUAUUGCAAGGAAGAAGGGCAUCCAUGGUUUCGCUGCCCUACCAAGCCCGACUGGUGGACCCCUUGGAACCAAUCGGAGAAGGGGAAUGGAGGAAAACAACCACAUGGAGGUGCCAACAUGGUAGCUGAUCCUGCUGAAGAAACCUCCAAGGAUGACAGAGGAAUGCGAAAUGAGGAGAGGAAUGCUGGACAGUUCUACCAUGUGUGUGACAAAGAUGACAGUGGCACAGCUGUUGCAAGGGCUGGAGAGGAAUUGCACCCGCUUGACAUGUGGGUCAUGGACUCUGGUGCUGCAUGGACAAUGACACCACGCAAGGACUUGCUGGAUGCUGUGCGAGCGCCUCCAAUCUCUGAAGUGCGCUCAGCAUCCGGACAUGCAGUGAAGGUCGCUGGAGUUGGUCGAGCUGCAUUCAGAGCACCUGAUGGUGGACUGGUUGUGCUGAAGGAUGUGUUACUCGUACCGGGGCUGAAGGCCAACCUGAUAUCGCUGCGCAAGCUAGGCCAGGCCGGAGUCAGCACCACCACCAAUGGAUCCAAAACAUUCAAGGGGCUGCGAGGAGAUCGUGUGUUAUGGGAUUUACACGAAAGCAGAGAUGUCUUCAGAUCCAUGUGGCAGAUCCCUGCACUGAUAUGGGAAUCAACAAAGAAGGAGUUGGGAGAAGUAAAGGCGGGUUCUGGAGUCCAGGGGGAGUGUAAUGCAGUUAGUGCUGCAGGAGUGACGGUUUCUGCAAGGUCGGGGGAGACUGAUUGGGAAACCGCACACAGGCGUCUAGGGCAUGUGGCUAUGCCAUUGCUGCAGCAACUGCAUAAGGAAGAAGCAGUAAAGGGGCUCAAGCUUUCUGGGCAACCAAAUGCUACCAAGUGCGAGACGUGUCUGCUGAGCAAGUUCACACGGUUCCCCUUUCACGGCGUAGCUGGGAAAAGCAAGGCAGCACUGGAACUGGUGCACAUGGACCUCGUAGGACCUUUUCCAGUCCGAGGAAGUAAGGGGGAAAGGUACUUCCUGACAAUAGUUGAUGACUGGAGUCGGCUGAUGUGGGCAUACCCGUUGAAGCAGAAGGAUCAUGCUGCCUCAACAAUACGAGAUGAUUGGCUGCCGUUCGUCGAGCGACAAUCUGGGCACCCAUGCAAGAGCAUCAGAACCGACCGAGGUGGAGAGUUUCUAGGAGGAGAUCUGACUGCGUGGCUCAAGAAACAAGGCAUUGAGCAUCAGCUAACGACGUCCUAUACCCCUCAGUCAAAUGGCGUUGCUGAGAGGGCUAAUAGGACCAUCCUGGAAACUGCGCGAGCGCUGCUGAUCGAAUCAGGGCUGGGGAACUCCAUGUGGCCUCAUGCGGUGAGGCAUGCUACAGUGGCAAGGAACCGCGUACUCACAAAGGUGGCUGAUGAUAUGUGGGUGCCGCUGGAGAGGUGGCUUGGAAAGAAGCCUCCAGUGGACAUGCUUCGGUGUUCGGAUGCAUGGCAGUGGCGCAUGUCCCUAACCGUACAGGACAAAGCUUGGAGCAUCUGCACUUUGGUGGUGUGCACCUUGGCUUGCGGCAGAGAGCAAGGGGUGGCUACUCUGGGAGCCCUCAAAGAAUGUGCUGUUUGAUAGUCGGGAUGUCAAAUUUGUGGAGA